Molecule: messenger RNA, 606 nt
Organism: Haemonchus placei
Lineage: Eukaryota; Metazoa; Nematoda; Chromadorea; Rhabditida; Trichostrongylidae
Source: the annotation of a GenBank genome assembly
AUGUUACCCAAGCUGGGUAAUCGAACAGGACGAUUACGAUUCGCCAACGAUGAUUCGCUGGUAUUGUUGCACAACUAUGGACCAUAUGUCCUACUUGGUGGAAGAAAUGCCGUUUUCAAUGUGAGUAUCACACCACUAUCUUUGAUCUUCAAAUACGAAUGGCCUACAUCGGAAAACGACAUGACGGAAUGCACGAAAAAGACCACCUCAUUGAAAUGCCGUUUUCAAUGUGAGUAUCACACCACUAUCUUUGAUCUUCAAAUACGAAUGGCCUACAUCGGAAAACGACAUGACGGAAUGCACGAAAAAGACCACAUCAUUGGUGCUUGUCUCAGUAGGCAGCUUCGACAGCCUCCAUCGAAGAACUUGGGAAAUCUUCGAAUCUUUCAGCAUCUGUGCGACAAUUACGUUAGAACAUUCUACAGUACCCAUGCCGGAUUUGUCGUCUGUGGUACACAUGGUCUCAAUCCCACCUGCGCCAAUUUUGCUGAACGUGACAGACGGGCUCGACAAACGUUCGCCGGUGACGGCCUCGCUCCACAUGCUCCCGACGUCGUCGCCCCGUUUCUGUUCUCCGGUCGUUACCUAUACACAGCCAACGGUUAG